Messenger RNA from Thrips palmi, 2222 nucleotides. RefSeq names its product CD82 antigen-like. The coding region runs from base 329 to 1117 and encodes 262 amino acids. The record is from RefSeq and is a predicted model, not a curated record. The transcript has 7 exons. Lineage: Eukaryota; Metazoa; Arthropoda; Insecta; Thysanoptera; Thripidae. Gene Ontology annotation, cellular component: membrane.
UGCUUCAGUCGAGUCCUGCCGGUUGCCGCGGUCGCCUCGCGCCGUGUGUCCCCGGGCCUCACGCCGCACGCGCGCACCGGAGAGACUCUCGUAACGCGGCUCGUCGAACCGAAUGUGGCUGUGACGCGUGUGUGGGUGACAGCGUGACAGCGUCCACGUGUGUGUGUGUCGGCGCUCUGCAUCUGGCGGAGAUUCGCUUCCCGCCGCGUGAGCGCGCGGGCCUUCCCUGCAGCCCGUCUCGCUGGUCCGCGUAGCGCCGCUUAGCCGCCAGGAUACUGCGCCCCGCGCAACCGCCUGCAACACAAAGGACUACGCAAGUGCCGCCACCAUGUCGACCGACUGCGGGUCCUGUUUGGCCAAGUACGUCUUGUGCCUCUUCAACUUCGUGCUCUUUCUCCUGGGCGGCGUCGUCCUGGGCGUGGGCGCGUGGUACGCCGCCGACAGCGCCUCCAUCGCCAAGCUCAUGCACACCAUCGAGAACACGCAGGGGCACAAGCUCCCCGACCUGACGGCGUCCGCCUACAUCCUCAUCGCGGCCGGCGCCUUCGUGUUCAUCAUCAGCUUCCUCGGCUACUGCGGCGCGGUCCGCGAGAGCCGCUGCCUGCUCACCACGUACGGCGUGCUGCUGGUCCUGAUCCUGAUCCUCGAAGUGGCCGCGGGCAUCAUCGGCGCGGCCUACAAGGACCAGGUCACUACCGAAACCAAGGGCCUGCUGAAAGCCACCAUCGUCAAGAACUACACCGCCAACGAGAACGACUCGGUGACCUACGUGUGGAACCACCUGAUGGCCCAGCUGCAGUGCUGCGGCGUUGACAACUUCAGGGACUUCGCCGAGGCGGAGCAAUGGAAGAGCUACACGCAGAAAGUGGUGCCCGAGGCGUGCUGCGUCCUGCAGCAACCCGUCUUUGACCUCAAGCCAGUCAACUCAGAAUGUGUUUACAAUCCCAGUGAAGCCAACUCAUACCUCUACAAGGGUUGCUACAAGGCUCUUGGAGACUGGAUUAACAAGCACAUGGAUGUCGUCAUUGGUGUUGGGAUUGGGUUGGGUGUGGUGCAGCUCUCUGCAAUUUUCCUGGCUUUUUGUCUUGCGAAAAGUAUCAAUGGCUCUUUUAAGUGAAGAGAAAUGCAGUCUGAGUGUUGAAAAAAAAAAUGACUUAAUGAUAGAAGAUGCUACUGUCAAUUGUAUGACCAUUUCCAAAUCUGUGCAGUGUACUAAUUUGUUAUUUAUUUUUCCGCCUUCAAAAUUUGUUAAUGUAGAAUGUAGAGUACUGCUGCAUAUCAUGUUAAAAUUUCCAAAUCACAUUUUAAAUUUGUUAGAGAAAAACCACAACUCCUUUUAUGGUCCAAGUCUGGCUUUUAAGAAUUAUAAGGUUGUUUUUCCCAUGUCACGAGGACUCAAUACUGACUUAAUUUAUUUCAACUCUCAGGUAAGAAUAGAGCAAAGACUUACGAUUCAUCCUUGAUAUUCUAGUCGUUCUUUUAGUGCAGUUUAAAAGUUGUGAUAAGUUUUGCAUGAGUGUUUCUGAAUUCAAAAUGAAUGAAUGAAUGUAGGGCAGCUUAUAGCAGUAAACCUCUUGAGAAUUUUACUUGCUCCCCACAUUAUUAAGCGCUGGAUUAUAAAAAAGCCCCAAAAUAGAAUCAGUUCAGGUACUAGCUCUUUUGACAGCUUGUGCAUUUGUAUUAUAGUACGAGAUUUUUUCAGCUACAUUCAGACAUCUUCUCAUCAUUUCAUUUAUAUUUUCUGUUGGUAUUUUAUUUAACUUCCUGGAAUACAGUACUUCAGGUGGUCCAUCAACUCAACAACGUCUCAUUGUAUUGCUGACCUCAUCAAGGUAUUUUUUGUAACACCUCUCAUUGUGUUGGUGUUUGUAAAUGAUAUCGUCAGUAUGAACAUGUCAAAUAGUGCAUAAAUAUCUAGUUUGUGCUCAAGCAAAGUACUGUCACAAAUUAGAUUAAGAUUCAUGUAUAUAAUUAGAAAGAUCCCAUAUGAUUUUGUAAGUUUGUAAUACUAUGUAAAAGUUCUGACUAAUCUUGUUUAUACUAGUUUUAAAACUUAGUAUAUGGACCAAUUUAACUUUAUUGCUAGUAUAAGUUAAGGUCAUUGCCAAUCUACUGAGGAGCCAAAGGAGCUCGUUUCUUUUUCUUGCAUGAAAUUGUGGAAUUUGAUAUUUGAAUGCAUUCCCCUCUGUUGGCAUAGUUCUGAAUUAAAGAAUUGUAUAUAA